This is a messenger RNA of Suillus fuscotomentosus, 444 nucleotides long. RefSeq lists its product as uncharacterized. The record is from RefSeq and is a predicted model, not a curated record. The annotation marks the transcript as partial. The transcript is spliced from 5 exons. NCBI's taxonomy places the organism in Eukaryota, Fungi, Basidiomycota, Agaricomycetes, Boletales, Suillaceae.
GGCUGGUUUUCGGAGAAUUUCUGGAAGUACAAUAUUCUUGCGCCCGUGCUAGAUUCCGAUCGCCUGGAAGCAACCGUAGCCAGAUAUGACGCUCAAUCUCCUCAGUAUUUUACGUGGGUCGAGCGGGACCUUGGCCAGUGCGCGUUAGCGCUUCUCAAGCACUACAAAGAUCCUGAAUCAGAGGUUCUCUCCCGCACGUUCUAUGCCGUCAGUGCAAAGUUGAAGUACACUCAAUUUGCAUCGAUCCUCCAGCAGGCGCUGGGGAAACCGGUGUCUUUUGUGUCCUCGCAGACCACGGGAAUGCAGGAAAUGGACGACAUGUAUGCUUUCCAGUCCGAGUUUGGACUAUACCCGGAUACCGCUAUCCCUGAUCCACGAUUAAUCAAUUUAGGAGUAAAGUUCAAUACUAUGGAGGGAUUUGUUCAGGAAAUUAAAGGCAGAUAU